UCAUGCAAACUGGAAAGGACUGGUUGAGGAGCAUGUCUGCUGUAUAUUUGAUGUUCUAAGCAUUUAAACUCGUCAUUCUCUUCGAUUGCUGUUAAUAAAAAGACCUUUCUCUCUCCAUUGGAGCUUGCUAGAGCUCACCCUGCUUCUGUUUUUACGCCUUGUUGCUGCAAACAGUAAAGAAGCGCCUGUAUUCGUUAGUACUUGUAACAAGAACUUUCCCUUUGCCUUGUGGCUUCCUACUACAGUACCCUAACCACAGGACAUGUAUGGCACAGGUUUAUCAGGAGGUAUUGGUGGUGGCGGUGGUUUAUUCAAUCAGACUCCAGGUCUGAGUGGUGGAGGAGGACUAGGUGCUGGCCUUGGUAACACAGGAGGCCUUGGAGGAGGCAUUGGUAACAUGGGGACUGGUCUCGGUGGCGGUGGAAUGGGAACUGGACUCGGAGGUGGUGGCUUGGGUGCCGGACUCGGUGGAGGUGGUUUAGGAACUGGACUCGGAGGUGGAGGAAUGGGAACCGGACUCGGUGGUGGAUUAGGAACCGGACUUGGUGGAGGUGGUAUGGGAACCGGACUCGGUGGAAAUUUAGGAGCUGGUCUUGGAGGAGGAGGAGGAUUAUUUCCCUCGUCAUCAGCAGCUGGCACUAAUUAUUUCUCUGGAGGAGGUGGGGCCGGUUUAGGAGGCGGGGCUGGUGGGAGUGGUCUUUUUAAUCAAACGCCUCAGAGUCAUUUUGCUGGUGGAACAGGCUUGGGUGGUAUUGGUAGCGGACUGGGUGGGGGCACUGGUCUUGGAGGAGGCGGAGCCACUGGACUAGGAAUGGGAGGUAACCUCUUUAACUCACCAAUAUCCAGUGCAGGUGGAUUAGGUGGUGGUGGUUUAUCAGCUAAUCGAGGUCUCUUCAACCAGUCCGCUGGAGGACUAGGAGGUGGUGCAGGAGGACUAGGAGCAGGUGCUUUCUCUACUCCUUUAUUUAACCGUACGAGUGCUGCCACCACUGGUACCGGAGGAUUGGGUCUCGGAGGAAGCGGACUGGGUAUGGGACUAGGAGGAGGAGGAUUGGGAAUGGGAGGAAUGAUGGGAGGAGGUAUUAAUAACAUUGGCACACCAGUGGCAUAUAAUCCUACUAAAGGUAAUGAUGUUAUGAUAAAAGGAGGUCAGUCCAUGAACAUUUACACUAACUUGAACUGCAUCACUGGAAUGAAACAAUACGAGAACAAGUGUCUAGAGGAGCUGAGAUUUGAGGAUUACUCUUGUAACAGGAAAGGACCAGUUGGUGGUGGUGGUAUGCUAGUGUCACAGGCAGGGGGCGGGCUAAUGGGAGGGGCCACUAGUACAUCAGCUGGAUUCUUCACUGGAGGAGGACUAGGAGGAGGUCUUGGAGGAGGAGGUGGUGGUAAUCUAUUCAACACUGGUACAUCAGCUUCCUCUGGUAUAUUCCCAACCAGCAAGUCCUCACUCUUCCCCACCAGUAAAUCAACAACUGGUCUUGGACUGGGGGCCGGGGCAUUAGGAGGAGGAGGUGGAGGACUAUUCAAUCAGACGAGUCAGGCCGGUGGGUUGGGUGGGGCUAAUUUAUUAGGAGGUACUUCCACUGGAUUGUUCCCUGGAGCUACCGGAGGACUUGGUGCUACUGGACUGGGACAGACGCAGCUUGGCGGUGUUUUGAAACCCACUGGACUGGGCGGUACCACAGGACUAGGACUGGGGGCUGGCCUUGGAGCAACAGGUGGACUAGGAGCUACUGGAGGACUGGGUGGAGCUGGGGGACUGGGCGGAGCUGGAGUUGGCCUGGGGGGCCAGAUGGGAGGUCUUGGUGGUGGAAUGUUAAACAGACCCCUUGGAGGGGGUCUGGGAACUGGACUUGGAGGAGGCAUUGGUGGUGCUCAAACUGGUCAUUUAGGAACUGGUACCGGACUGGGACUUGGUGGAUUGGGAGGUGGUAUGGGUCUUGGAAAUACUAACUACUCCACUGGACUAGGGAACACUCUCAAACCAGGAGGAAUGGGAAUAGGAAACACUGCAGGAGGACUAGGAGGAGGUUUUUCAGGUGGUAUGAUGGGCCUAGGAGGAGCUGGACAAACAGGAAUGCUUAACAUGAAUAACAUGAGUCAGAAUCCAUUGCAGAAUCUAUCAGUCCAGCAGCAGCAGGCACAACUCCAGCAACAGAUCCAGCUACUGGCCAGUUCUCCUUUUGGUGAUUCACCAUUAUUCAGGACAGCAAUGAGUGACUCAGAGAAAACUAAGCGCAAUAAAAACCUCACCCCAGUCUCUACUAAACUCCCUCCAUCCUCUGUCUCUUCUGCGUCUCCUCAUUACAAACUAAACGUCAAACCGGCCGGGAAAUUUAAAACCAUUUCCUUGAGCACUCCCUCCUCCUCCUCCUCCUCUGCCCAGAGGAAGGAUAAGAGUGCUAUGUUUGAAGGUCUCAACGACUCCAUUGCUUCCGGCGAGUCCUUUGUCCCACGUCACAGCAUCAAGAAACUAACUUUUAAUCCAAAGCCGAAAGAAACCCCAACUCACCUUGAUUCAACGUCUUUGACCACGCCCACCACUGCGUCCCCGCCCACAGUCUCGACGAUGAGUGCUACUCCAGUCACAGUCACUAAACCGGCGUUCCAGUACACACCGGUUACCAGUACAGGCAGUGGGAAGAAGAAUGAUUCAUUGUCUAGUCCUGAGAUAUCCUUUGCUUUGCCUGGUAGUAAGGUAUUGCACAAGCCAACACCAAAGCGUCCAUUAUCAGCUACUCCUAAUGACACCAUAUCAGAGCUAGGAGGGGGCGGAGAUCAAUCAGUCUCUUCGACCACGCCUCCUUUCACAUCAACUCCGCCGACCACCACUUCGUCUCAACCCCUCCCUCCCCCUCUUCCUCCUCCUCCUCCUCCUAGUGGAUUCAUUCUCACUAAAGAUGGCUACUAUUCUCAGCCAUCAGUCAGUGAGAUAAAGAGAAGCUUACAAGAGGGUAAACCGAAAGUACAGGAUCUUGUUAUUGGUAGAACCAACUUUGGAAAGAUACUCUUCACUGGCGAUACUGAUGUAUCUAACCUGAAUGUUGAUGAGCUAGUUUCUAUUAAUCUCAAAGAAGUCACAGUAUAUCCUGAUGAUUCCUUGAAGCCUCCUCAAGGAGAAGGACUUAACAAGAGAGCCAUAGUCUCUCUCUCUGGAUACUGGCCGGUCUGCAAGACGACGCGUCAGCCAAUAAGGGACCCACAGAAACUAGCUGACCUUGGUUAUGUCAAUAAACUACGCUCCUCUACUGCUAAAAUUGGGGCACGGUUUUGCGAUUAUCAUCCUGACACAGGAACUUGUGUUUUUGAGGUCCAACAUUUUUCAAAGUACAAGUUGGUGGCUGAUGAUGACGACAGUGAUGAUGAUGAUGAUGGUGAUCAGAAAGGAGGUGGAGAUAAAGCUAAGAAAUCAACAACAGAUAAGACUAAGAAAGCAAAGACACUAACAACCACAGCUACAACAACCACUACAACCACCAAAACCCUCCCAACUCCUCGCGUUCCUCCUCCCGUAACUAAAACCGGUCAAACAGGCUUAUCGACCCCCCUCCAACCUAAACAACCCGUUACUCUUGGCCUUUCGGAAGAGGAGGAGGAAGAGGCGGAGCCUAUGGUUGGAGAAGUCUCGUCAACAAUGACUCCUUCACAUCACUUGGCUAGUACCCUGGGUCUUGAUACGGAGAGGCUGCAAGUCAUGAAAGCUUCAUUCUUCUCCGACCAAGAGACCGUGACUCGUACAGGCCACACUCGCUCCUCUGGCCUGACGUAUUUUGAUAAAAGUCCGGCUCAGUUUAGCGAUAGAACCAGACAAGCACUCAAACCUUUAUCAGCUCCUAAAAGCCACUUAAUAAUGCCGGUUGCCCCACCCACAACCACGCCCUUUUCUAAAACCCCUUUACGUUUUCCAGUUGAGACUUUAAGUUCAUUAGGGCCUUCAGAACAGCCUCCACCUUCGAAAAAGAUAUACUUACCUUCUGACGCCCCUCCAGCCCUACCACACCCUAGUUCUACCAUCACUCGUCAGAAAAUAGACCGUUUGAAUUUAUUGAAGGACAGUGUAUUGUCUGAGCUCACAGGGUAUCACAGAGACGCUGGGGCUUCUCUUGGAAGGUCCUUUAGAGUCGGGUGGGGUCCUGGUUGGACUCUAGCCCACGUUGGUCAGUUGGUUUCCGGUGAAGCGGCUACCAGGCCCUCAACUCAUCAAGUUUCACUAUUUUCUAGUCAUGUUUCGAGCUCCACUCACUCCUCAUCUGGAUUCAAGUACAGUGUUGUUAGUAUUGAGAAAGUUGAUGCUAGCCCAUGGAUGAAGGAAAGCGCUAAUAUUGAAGAUAUGUAUGUCCCAUUAUUAAAUGUGCAGCUAUCCCAUAGCUGCAUUGGUGGGGCGGAGUCCAUGAGCGAAGAGGAAGAGGCGUGGUCACAUGAGGAUGUUCCCCUCAUUGUUUCUGUGGAGCCUCAGGAGCUACUCAAAGAUAUUAAUGCCACCUGCAGUAUAGCAGUCGAAAAAAGAGAGCCUGAUUUAUUUAAGCAAGUUAACGAUGUCUUCCAGUUGGUUUCAGCUUUAUGGGGUCAACUGGUUGAGGGAGAUGAAGAUACUACUCAGAGCUUAUACUGGAUAAUGGCGGAGAGAAAGAGGAGGCUGUCAAAAUGGUUUCAGAGCGUUCUAAAGCAAAAAGGAGAGGAUGAGAAUCUCUUCUCCCUCCUGUGUCAGUUCAGACUGAUUGAUGCUUCAAGAUUAGCUCAUUCACUCAAUUCUCACAGACUAGCUCUCAUCAUUGGACAGGCAGCUAAUCCUAAUCUCUCGUCUCGCCUCCUGUUACAGCAACAACUUGAAGACUGGAACAGAAUAGAAAUUGAUGAUCACAUUGAUCCGAGCAUCCACUGUAUUUAUGUCUUGUUAUCAGGUCUCUUGGUUUGGGAAGGAAGACAGAAGUUAGUUAAUUUGUGUGAAGGACUCAACUGGAGGGAGUCAGCUGCCCUUCACUUGUGGUAUACUCUUGCUCCAACUGAUUCUGUAAAAGAUUUCAUUGAGAAAUACGAUGCUUCGUUUAAGGGGGAAGAUCCUUAUUCAACUAGACCCACUCCACUCUACAUUCCUCCCUCUCCAGCCGGUUUCUCCUCGCCCCAUGAGUUCCUCUUCGAUACUUGCUAUCACCUAAUUAACUUGUUCAAUAGAAAAGAUUAUCCCCUAGACGAGACCCUGGCUCCGUCUGGAUCCACUCCUUAUCAACUCGACUACAGAUUGAGUUGGCAUCUCUGGUCAAUGUUAUCCUCGCUCGGUUAUAAUCACGCUCCUCCUUCCUUUCUCCUCUCCCUUCACACAAGCUUCAGCGCUCAAUUAGAGGCCGUUGGUCUCUGGGAAUGGGCCGUCUUUGUCGCCCUCCACGUCCAUAGUCCGACCGAUAGGAGACAACUGGUGGAGAGUAUCUUGUAUCGACACUGCGAGUUCAGAGAGAGUGAGGAAGAUACUGAAGAAGAUGGAGACUUGAACGACAAGGAAGUGUUUGUCAUUGAGAAGCUACUUGUACCACAGGAGCUUGUUUAUGCAGCAAAAGCUCAAUCGGCAGAGUGUGAAGGGUUGUAUGAUGUUCAAGCUAGUUAUCUUCUUAAGGCAAAGGAAUGGAAUAAAGCUCAUCAGAUAUUUGUGUCACAUGUUAUACCUACAGCCAUUGUAUCAAAUGAUAUUGAUUCUAUAUUACAUUCUCUUGAAGUUCUCUCUGAUCAUUCCUCAUCAAUCAGUAACUGGGAGUCCCAAGGACUUGUCUAUCUUGAUUAUCUGAGAGUAUCUGAGAAGGUAGAGGAACUAUCAAAUGCUGACAGUGUGUCAUUGAGUCAGCUAACAGAAGUAUAUGCUUUAUUGGAUUGUGUGGCUGGAAAGGUUGACUCACUCUCUGGUGACACCCCAUUAGAAUGCUUAUGUCAAAUAGAGAUUUCCAAAAAGAUGGCGACUCUGAUUAGAACCGUUUCCUUGCUUAAAUCCGAACUCUCUCAGUCUUUCAGCGCUCACUCUCUCUUCCUCUUUCCCUCUCUCUCCUCUCUCCCUGUUCCUCAAGAACAUCGUCUCUUUGAGCUACGUCAGUUUGCCUCUUCACUCCCUCUCCCGCCCACAGACUAAUUAAUUAAAAUUGUUAUUAUUAUUAUUAUUAACCAUGUCCACUUCAACUCGGACUUUUUGUGAUGUGCAGGAUAAUACAAUGGGAUUCACUGUAUGUGUAGCAUUGUUUUGUAAUUAUUAAUAUUAUUAUUAUUGUGUUGAUAAUAAAUUUGAUAGUGUUAAAAAACAAA
Messenger RNA from Amphimedon queenslandica, 6285 nucleotides. Its product is annotated as nuclear pore complex protein Nup98-Nup96. The coding region runs from base 263 to 6115 and encodes 1950 amino acids. Gene Ontology annotation, molecular function: structural constituent of nuclear pore; RNA binding. Gene Ontology annotation, cellular component: nuclear pore; nuclear pore cytoplasmic filaments. The record is from RefSeq and is a predicted model, not a curated record. NCBI's taxonomy places the organism in Eukaryota, Metazoa, Porifera, Demospongiae, Haplosclerida, Niphatidae. The transcript has 30 exons. Gene Ontology annotation, biological process: protein import into nucleus; RNA export from nucleus; telomere tethering at nuclear periphery.